Molecule: messenger RNA, 333 nt
Organism: Psilocybe cubensis
Lineage: Eukaryota; Fungi; Basidiomycota; Agaricomycetes; Agaricales; Agrocybaceae
Exons: 3
Coding region: 1-333 (110 amino acids)
Source: RefSeq, a predicted model, not a curated record
AUGGCAUCAUCAGCUUUCAACAACACUGUUUCUGGAGAGCCCAACAAGACCACAGGGCAAUUCCACUCCACCAAAGGAAACGUAGUCGAAGCUAUCGGCAACGUAACCGGGGCCACAUCGUGGCAGCAGUCCGGAAAAGAAGAGCACGCCGCUGGCGAGGCCGAGUACAAAGCUGCCCAGGCCAAAGGAUACGCCGAAGGGACCACCGACCGGAUCAGUGGCAAGAAAGACUCAAUCGUCGGUGCCAUCACUGGUGACAAGUCUCAGCAAGCUGCAGGAAAUGCUCGACACGAUAAAGGUCAAGCUCAACAGGAGAUCAACAAGAAUACCUGA